AUCACAGGGCACAUAUAAACAAACAACCAUUCGCACCUACGGGGAAUUUAGAGUCUUCAAUCAACCUACCGCGCAUGUUUUUGGGAUGUGGGAGGAAACCAGAGUGCCCGGAGAAAACCCAUGCAGGCACGGGGAGAACAUGCAAACUCCACACAGGCGGGGUCGGGAUUCCCUUCUUCUAAAACAGUUUAUGAUUGCUGUGCCUUUUUCUGAAGUGUUUUAGUACCAUUGUAUGCUUUGUUUUUUAAAUGUUUUGAGAUUUUAUGAAUGAAUAAUACGUGUUAUGAUAUGCUGCUAUUAUGAUGCAUGGAUGUGGCUGCCUCUUGGCCAGGUCAGUGUAAGUGACAUUUGGUUCUCAACUGAUUUACCUGAUUAAAUAAAAACAGAAUACAUGUAAACCUGUUAACUCACAAACAAGUGAUGAAAACCUAACCUAAACUGUAUACAGCAAUCGAGGGCAACCCCCACCCCACUGAAUACUAACGAGCACUUUAUUAUCGUGCAUUAUUAUCUGAUUCGAAACCACCCUGCUUUUUUCCCCUUUUUCAUACAUAAUUUGACAUACAAAACAACAGACAGGAAAUGCUCUUUCAACAGUCCGCUGCUUUAGUUUACUACUUGUCUAAGUUACUAUCUUUCGCUCACCCCCGCACGGUUUCAAAAAGGGUGCUGAUGCUUGCUGUUCCUCAACAAUAUAAGAAUUAGCCUUGGCGGCCACUUGAUGCAUUUGAUCAUCACGUCAACUGGACUUCUGCUCUUCAUUUAUUUUCAGUGUUAUUUCACCAGAAUGAGAUCAAUGUGGAUAUUUGGGCUCCUGUUCAUCAGCCUGAUGGGAGCAAAUGGACUCAACUACUUCCCUAAAAAUUUCGUGGUGGCAAAGAGAAACGACGACGCCUUUGUCACAUUGCCGUGUGGUGCAACAUCCAAGGGAAAUGAAGUCCAAUGGACGUUUAGAGGUGAGGAGAUGGAGUACGAGGACAACGUGCUUAAGCAUGGUCCAAAUCUACGGGUCAACGAGGUAGACGGUCCUGUGCUGGGAAAUUACACUUGCUGGAGCGGAGGAGAGAGCGCGUCCAUUUAUCUCCUGCUGAUGGUCGAGGAUGACAAGGAAUUUGAUUCCUUCCUCACGUGUCGCGCAAAUUCUUACAACUGCAUGUUUAGCUGUACGUGGAACGACACUACAUACGAAGCUGUGCGCCUUGGACUGGGCCCAGAUUGCCGUAAAGGAGGCAACUCAUGCCCGUGGGUCAGCAGCAACGAACAAGAUGGGAGACUCCAAUUUGAGCUUAACCACUCGCUCUCCCCCUACGCCGAGGAGAACACCAUGCUGGAACUCACGGCUGAGGCCAUUGAGGGUCAUUCCGUCCUGAGGAAGACCAAGCGUUUUUAUCUUCGCGAUAUCAUUGAACCAGACAGUCCUCAGAUUGUCAAAUGUCAAGAGUAUGAGCAACAUUUGAGCUUGACCGUCCAUCCUCCAUCAAGCUGGUCCACCCCUUACAGCUUCUUCGGCCUGGAACAUGAAGUGGAAUAUAUGGACUCUGAUGAAAAGAUCGGACGUGUCUCGCCCUCCCACAUACCCAAGAAUAUCCACAAGCUGAAGGUUCGCUCCCGAGAUCCGCUGGUGCAGUCAAAAUGGAGCCAAUGGACUAGCUGGACAAAUGUCCAAGGAGGAAAAAGGAAACUUCUCAAACCCCAGAAGGGCGUGAUAUAUUGCAAUCCAAAGAUGCAUUCUCGAAACGUGGACCUUUGUAAAUGAAGAAGAAACAGAGCUCAAUAGGGUUAGAAAAGAUUUUCAACGGACAGUGUAAAAACAACUCCACAUGAAAUCAUUUGAAAAUAUUUUGUUAACUACAUCAUCAUCUUUGAGUGUGCGCCAAGUAGGUGAUGUCACUGAACCAUCAUUAAAGUAACUGAUGCAUACGUACUGUAUUGUAAAGUUUUUGGGGAAUUUCAGCCAGCCUGAACUGAAAAGGCUAAGAAGAUCAUUUAAAAAACAAUAAAUCUACUCCACUCCAGUAGUUUGAAUGAGUUUUACUCACACCUAAUCUAUUUACACACCAGCUCAGUGAGGUUGU
This is a messenger RNA of Phyllopteryx taeniolatus (common seadragon), 2075 nucleotides long. It is a transcript of the gene il12b2, whose product is annotated as interleukin 12B 2. Gene Ontology annotation, molecular function: protein binding. Bases 722 to 1756 code for a protein of 344 amino acids. Lineage: Eukaryota; Metazoa; Chordata; Actinopteri; Syngnathiformes; Syngnathidae. The record is from RefSeq and is a predicted model, not a curated record. The transcript has 8 exons.